AGGAAAUGAGAAAAGCAGGUUUUACUUUCGAUUCCAAGGUUAAUUCUGGCUUUCCUGAGUAAGGCUUUCUGGUUUCAGAAGGCAAUUGGUCUUAAGUGGAAUAGUUUAUUCAGGAUAAUUCAGAACACGAACUGGUUAGAGAGCCUUACAAAUGAACACGGUAGCUGCGGUCCUGCACUGUAUCAUUUGAAUGGUACAGGAUGAUCCGCCUGGAACCAAGGCUUUCAAGAUGCUCUGCUGAUGUCACAUGCCAGUCCAGACUGGGUGUGGCAGAGAGGGCUGGAAGAGAGGGAUCUGCUCAGGAUGCAGAUGAGACUCAUCAAUCCCCGAGGCUAAGAGCCUCGAAGGUGGGUGCCUGAGAGGAGGAUACCCCAGAAACACCUCCCUCGAGUUCUGGCGCAAGCCAGGCAAGCGCUCUACCACUGAGGUACCCCCCGAGUCCUGGGCUUGCAUUUUGUUUUAAAUGCACUUUCCCCCUUAGGGCUUCCCAUUUGUUCUGAAAAAGCAAAGAGAGGGUCUAGAAACCUUUAUGUUUCCCCCUAGGUUACCUUCUCUUGGUUACAGGCCCUAGAAAUUGGAAUCUGAAAACCCUUGGGAUGAGGGUAGUCUGGAAACUUCCUGAGCGUUUCCCUCACCGGCUUCGUUCCCUGAAUUCACCCGCGCGUGGGUUUGCUUGAGGCCAGCUGCCGGGCGAGCAGGGCACCAGUGGCAGCAGGGUGGGCAUCGCAGGCUAGCGGCCGCGGGGUGGAGCGCGCUCAGGGCCCGCCCCGAGCGCCCCCGGGGUGCGGUCCUUCGGACUGCAGGGGGCGCUGUGCGCGCCGGGCCGCGGCCUUCCCGGCGGCUCUGUUAAAGGGCCCGCGGGGCACGUGGCACGGGACAGUGCGGAGUUUGCGGCCGCCGGGCAGCAGUUCCGACGCUGGGCGCCUCCUGCUCGUCACCGACGCGCAGCCUGUCGGCGGAGAACCACAGCCCGCGCCUGGCCCGACCUGUCGGCGGAGGAUCGCACCCCAGCGACGGCACGGUAGCCAUGGCCGAAGCGGCGCUCGCCCGGCCAGAUGCAGAGAAGAGCUCGUACCUCUACUCCACAGAGAUCACACUGUGGACUGUGGUGGCAGCCAUUCAGGCCUUGGAGAAGAAAGUGGAUUCUUGCCUGGCCCGUUUGCUGACUCUGGAAGGACGCUUAGGGACAGCCGAGAAGAAGCUGGCUGACUGUGAGAAGACAGCUGUGGAGUUCAGCAACCAGCUGGAGGGCAAGUGGGCCGUGCUGGGGACCCUGCCGCAGGAGUACGGGCUGCUGCAGCGGCGGCUGGAGAACCUGGAGAACCUGCUGCACAACCGGAACUUCUUGGUCUUGCGGCUUCCCCCUGGCAGCAAGGGCGAGGUCCCCAAGGUGCCUAUGACCUUUGAUGACGUGGCUGUGUAUUUCUCUGAACUGGAGUGGGCCAUGCUGGAGGACUGGCAGAAGGAACUCUACAAGCACGUGAUGAGAAACAACUACGAGUCGCUGGUCUCCCUGGAUUAUGCCAUCUCCAAACCAGACAUCCUCAUCCGGAUAGAGAGGGGAGAAGAGCCCUGUCCUGCAGACCCUUGCGGUCAGACGGGGAGUGAGGAGGAGGCAGCAUGCCCCAGGAAACCGAACGCUGGAAUCCCUCUGAGUCCAGAGCAUGCCCCAAGUCCAGCCAGCCCUGCCCAGGAGAAGCCAAAAGAAAGGCAAGCACCUGAGCAGCAGCAGCGGCAGCAAGAGGAAGCGAGAGCUACUCCACCUGAGCCAGACACUGGAAUUCCAGCAAACACCAGCACUUUAUCGAUUAAACAGGAGGGAGAAUUUACAGAGGGAGAAUUGCCACCCUCCCCUCCUGCAGAUAGCCUUCCUUCUGAGGGGCCAGGUGGUGGUGCCGUGACCAUCAAGACAGAAGCCCAGUCUGCGGAUGAACCUGAGCAGCACCUUCUGGAGUCCCCGAGCCCGUCCAUGUAUAGAGUCCACAGAAGGCCCAGGAACAAGACUAGAGGCCCUAGACGGCAUCAUGCCCAGGAAGUGCCUAGGGGAUGGAGUAGGGAACCCCGGGCUGCAGAGGCUACGAGAGAGCCACCCCGUAUCCUUCCUCGACAACGGGAGCGGGCAUUCCCAUGUCCUGACUGUGGGCAGAGCUUCCGCUUGAAGGUCAAUCUGACAAUCCAUCAGCGGACCCAUGUUGAAGAGGAGGAACACAGGGAGGCUUGGAGUGACUUGCCUCUUGGGUCAAGCCACUCCACACUGGAGCCAGGGGAGGUGGUGGUACCCGGGCCUGUCAUCGGCUGGCUGCCUGAGGAGCCCAUGAGCCACCGUUCCCUGGCAAACAAUGCUUUCAUGGGACAGAGGUCAACAGCUAAGGUUUACCACUGCAGUGAAUGUCUGCACUCCUUCCAACAACGGAAGACCUUGAUACUGCACCAGCGUCAGCACACAGGCAGCAGGCAAAGCUGGCCUGCCUGUCCCUACUGUGGCAAGGCCUUCCGCCGGCCCUCGGACCUCUUUCGUCACCAGCGCAUCCACACUGGUGAGCGCCCCUAUCAGUGCCCCAAGUGUGGCCGGGCCUUCAACAGGAACCACCACCUUACUGUCCACAUGCAGACCCACUCCUGAGGCCAGACUGUCCUGCAUUUCCUCAUGCCUUCUGGCCACCAGGAGAGCCCAGGCCUAUGUGGUCCCAGGCCUGAAGAGGAACCUGACCAGAGGAGCCUGCCGUGGUACCCUCUGGCUCUCCUGGGUACCGUGCAGGAUCCGUGCUCUCUCAGGGCCUUUCCUUGUGCCUGGCCUGACACUGGUCCCUCGCUCUGGAGCUUUGGAGAGUCUUGUUGGUUUUGUUUUCCAUUCCACUUCCAUGGGAAGAAGUCACCCUUUUGGUGACUGCGUAGGUGUGUGACUGGGUGCCUCUAUCUCCUAACCCUCUCUUUAGGACAUUCCUGACUGGUGAAAGAUUCCUUAAGAUUUAAGGUGGGGUCUUUGGCUGGUACUGUAGUCAGUAGGAACAAAGAUUUUUGGCUCUUCCAGAAUGGGACAAGAGAGGCCUCAGGGGGGAAAGGUUUGAAUGGAUAAAAAUCUGCAGUCAGAGAAAAAAGCAGUUCACAGAUGGCUAAGGGAAGGCACCGGCAAUUUGCAUUUUAAAAGAAUUUUUAUUAUUAUUUUGCUUUACUUUGUAACUUUGAGACUUUUCUAGGAGAUCCCACGCUGCUGAGGGGCAAGAACUCUGCUACCUCCUCCAUGUGGUGCUGACAGGGUGGGAGGACCUGCUUAGUUAGACCUGAUUUGGUUGGGACGGCUUGGCUGCUGUUCUGAAAGCAGAGUGCCAGGUGGUUUUUUUUUUUUUUUUUUUUGUUUUUGUUUUUGUUUUUUCGAGACAGGGUUUCUCUGUGUAGCUUUGCGCCUUUCCUGGAACUCGCUUUGGAGACCAGGCUGGCCUCGAACUCACAGAGAUCCACCUGGCUCUGCCUCCCAAGUGCUGGGAGUCUUCCCUGCCUUUCCCUCAGGAGGCCAUCACGUCCGUUACUACUUUUACUACUGAGGGAAAUGCAAACUGGGAAUGGAUCGCUUCCCUCUGGUCUGGGGUUGACAGUGUGGUUGACCCACCAUGACAGAGCUGCAGAAAUGCCUGUGGGGAUUGUAGCACAAGCCCAGGCAGCCCCUGCCUGGGGGACUCUGGGAAUCCUUCAGCUCUCUUGAGCCUCAUGUUCCUCGUCUAACAAUGAAAACACCCCAGGAUGUCACCUUAGAGUUGUCUGUGCCAAAAGACACGCUAGACACGCUA
Molecule: messenger RNA, 3785 nt
Organism: Peromyscus californicus insignis
Lineage: Eukaryota; Metazoa; Chordata; Mammalia; Rodentia; Cricetidae
Gene: Znf783
Product: zinc finger protein 783
Exons: 7
Coding region: 1028-2623 (531 amino acids)
Biological process (GO): regulation of DNA-templated transcription
Source: RefSeq, a predicted model, not a curated record